This is a messenger RNA of Paramuricea clavata, 2996 nucleotides long. The record is from the annotation of a GenBank genome assembly. NCBI's taxonomy places the organism in Eukaryota, Metazoa, Cnidaria, Anthozoa, Malacalcyonacea, Plexauridae.
AAGACAAACGGCCGAACGCGCCAACCUACGCAGUCCUUGACAGUCAACUUGGCAAGCGGGAGGAAGAUGAUCAGGAUUCUACUGACAACGUGAGGGACCAAGCCCUCCUGCAUUAUCUUGCAAAUCUUGCCAACUCCAACAACGAAGAUGAUGUAUUUAAUUUCGAGUUUGUGGGGUCGCUUGUACAGAAUGGUGCGGAUAUCAACUGCAUGGACACCAACGGUCAGACGAUUUUUCACGAGGUCGCGAGAUCCUGGAAUGUUGAUGUGGCGAGGUUUCUUGUGGAAAAUGGUAAGUGUUUGGUCUGGAAGAGAGAAGGCAUAGGUGGAAAAGUUUUUUCCUUUCUGGGAAUCGGCCUAUGGGUGAGGGGGCUCAGAAUUUUCUGCAAGAUUACAAAAAAUAUGGAGAAAAAAAACUACUUUCGGCUCAAAAAUGGUUGUUUUUCCCGCGCGUAAUACAAAUAUAUACAAAAUUUGCGAAAUUCACAGGGCUAUAUUUUCCUCAUUUAACAACAUUUUGCAAUCAAACUUUGCAAUUUUACUCAUUUUAAGAUGCUCUUUCCAGCUAUGGUAAUGGUUUCGUUCUUCUUGUUUAGAUCAAAAUUUCUUCUGUAUAGCUGGAAUCAUCAUUAAUUUUACCUUUACAGGCGCCAACGUCAAUCAUCAAGAUAGGUUUGGUCGUUCUCCCCUUCACGUUGCCGCAGCAGUCGACUACGCUAAUAUGGUAGAAUUUAUCGUCCAAAAUGGCGGAGAUAUUCACAUCAAGACGAACGGCGAAGAACAAACUGCAAUACAUUACGCAGCGAAAAAUGACGCCGUCAACUCUCUUCAGAUGUUGCUAGGCCAUGGGGCGAAAAUUGAUUCUGCCGACUGCAGAAAUAGGACGCCCUUACAGGUAGCCUUUUUUUCCCAUUCCACUGAUAAUGUAGCCCUGUAGGUGUUAUACAAUCUAUUCUUGGCUUGGUUGUUGAAUGAUGAUGAACGAAUUGAUGUUACUCUGAGUGUACAUCCACACUGGGCAGGCUGAAAAGUUAGUCUGACUAAGGUGGGAAUCGCACCCGCGACCUUUGGGAUACUAGUCCAAUGCUCUGUCAACUGAGGGAUAUAGAUUCAUGUCUCGCUGUUAUGAGUUAGGGUUAGCGGUUAGGGUUAGGAUUAGCAUUCAUAUAAAUAGCGAGACAUGAAUCAAUAAACCCAACUGAACUACGAGGCAGGCGCUGGCCAAAGUGGUUAUUUUCACCGCGCAUAUACAUAGAGGAUAUUUUACGGUGGCGCGGAAAUAUGACUUUUAUUUUCGAGUGGUGAAAACAAUAUUUUACGAACGAGCGCAGCGAGUGAGUAAAAUAUUGUUUUCAACACGAGAAAAUAAAAGUCAUAUUUCCAAAGCCACCGUGAAAUGUUCUUUUUAUUAUAUGGCCAAAAUAAAUUUCAUCAACUAGAUGUUUUGUAGCUCACCGUACGGCAACAAUGUUAUGUCUCUCCGCUCGUUUAUAGAGGCUAAAUAGUCGCUGAAGAUCGCCAAAUCGGACUUAGUCUUCCUUUUUGUGUUUUCGUUUUCAUUUUCUUCAGAAAACCUUGCCAAAUCAGCGUCGGAAACAUUAACAAAAUGUCGAGAAUUUGCCAUAUUGAAUAUUCAAAACAGAAACGGCAAAAUGGCGGGAAUUAGCGUGGGCCCCGCGCGAGACGUUCCCGCGUAAGAUAUGAUUUCAUAUUUCACUACAGUGAAAUACGGGAAAUAUCAGUGGCGUAUUUUACGGUAUUUUACUCAUAUCCAUAUAAUAAAAAUAUAUAUAAAAUUUGCAGGGCUAUAUCUUCUUCAUUUUACAACAUUUAGCAACCAAUCUUUGCAGUUUUACUCAUUCUAAGACGCUCUUUCUAGCUGUGGUGUUGGAUUUCGUUCUUCUUGCCUAGAUCAAAAUUCAGUGCAUAGCUGGAAUCACCAAUUGCUAGGUAGUGUGGGAAUUGCCAUAUAUGACCAUACAAAAUACAGAGCCAACUAAGAGAGUUCAUAAUUCAUUGCAUUUCAAAAAGCAUUCUCCUAUAUUGUAGAAUGUAGAGAGGUUUUGUAGAUGGAAAUUCCGGGUGUGCAUUUUAUAGAUAAGACCAUGCCAGGAACAGCAACUAUCAGGGUGUCCACAUAGAUAUCUUAUAUACACUAGAUAGCGCAUCUCUUUUAGUAAAAUUGAAGCCAAGAAUAUUCCAGCGGUUACCCCCAUUUGAAUAGAUGGCGGCCAUGUUGGUAGUUCCCCCUCGCUAAUAAACGCUUAAAAAAACAACAACUUUCAUCAUUUGAAUAGUUUAAAAAUGUAUUUGGAAUAGGUUAAACUUAAUGUUUAAGUUCUCUGUUUAAGAAAUAGAAAACGUGCGAAACUUCUCAUUUCAUGGGAAUAUUCCGAGUCUGUAAUCACGGCUUCAAUUUUUGAAUUGCAGAAUAAUUAGAUGCACUAUCUAGUGUAUAUAAGAUAUCUAUGGAGUCCACACUUUGGUGAUAGUGAAAUUCAAGGACUUUUCCAGGACUUUCAAUGUCCUUUUUCAGUAAAUUCAAGGACCUAUAGAACUGGGAAAAAUCUUUGAAAAUGGCACGGAUUUGCCUUUAAAUAAUUCACUUUAUUCAGUAAUUUUAAUCAAAAUCACUAAUGUUGGCACAGCUGGAGGUUAAGGAAAUUAAUUCCAGGAAACUUUCAAGGACUUCUACUGAUUUUCAAGGACUUUCCAGUCCUGGAAUUAUUUUCUUCCAAUUUAAGGACUUUCCAGGAUUUUCAAGGCCCGUGACACCCUGCUAUAUAUAGGCCUUCUGGUAGGAAUCGAACCAUGGGCCUGCGAUUUCAGUGCAUUGCCAUUGCAUUUCCAAAAGCAUUCUCCUAAAUUCCCCAGGUCGCCGCAGAAAUGAACAGUUUCAAAGCAGCCAAACUUCUGGUGACUGAAGGAGCGCCUGCUGGCGUGUAUGACAACCUGGGUAACUCUGCAUUAUCACUCCUCAUUGAAAAGAUCCCCGAA